Molecule: messenger RNA, 2085 nt
Organism: Penicillium malachiteum
Lineage: Eukaryota; Fungi; Ascomycota; Eurotiomycetes; Eurotiales; Aspergillaceae
Exons: 8
Coding region: 1-2085 (694 amino acids)
Biological process (GO): DNA-templated transcription; positive regulation of transcription by RNA polymerase II
Cellular component (GO): nucleus
Molecular function (GO): DNA-binding transcription factor activity, RNA polymerase II-specific; sequence-specific DNA binding; zinc ion binding
Source: RefSeq, a predicted model, not a curated record
AUGGCUAGAAAUACAUCUAAGAUCACAAAGCGAGCUUUGAAUGCUUGCACCCGAUGCCGGAGGCAAAAGAUCAAAUGCUCCGGGUCUCAACCAUGCGAUAGCUGUAACAAAAGGAAACUCACAUGUAUCUUCGAUGAUCGGGAUCAGAAAAUUCUUGUGACUAGAGGUUAUCUUGAGGAGCUGGAGCAAAAGAUAGCUCUAUUGCAAAAAAAUGAUCGAGAACCCAUACCCCUCAGUCCGGAAUAUCAGGAAGAUCGUUCACCUCACUCCAAUGGCCACAAUGACGCUUCAGAAUUGUCACAGCCGUCCCCAUUGGACGAGAAAGAUGACUCUCAUAUACAGCAGGAACUUGAGGAUCCAGCGUCAAGCUUAACAAACCCAUUAUCAACGGGACCACCAGCUUUCAUGUCUGCUGAGAAUGGACGAACCUUUUAUUUGGGAACAUCCUCAAAUUGGUCAUUCACCCGCAGGGUAUUAAGCUUAACACAUGAGCAUAUCUAUCAGGAGUCACUUCCAACGGGAGCAUUGGCAUUUGACGGUGCAAUUUAUGAUUUAGGCUGGGGCGGGCUGCGAACACCACAUCGGACCGAUAUUCCUACAGUUCCAUCAUUUGAUCACGCCAUGUAUCUGAUCAACACGGUGAAAUUCCGCUGUGGACAGCUUUACCAUCUCUUUGACGAGACUGAGUUUAUGGCGGGUCUUCACGAUUUCUACUCGCGACCGCGAUCAACCUCGCCCGGGGGGCUGUGGUAUGUUCAUUUCCUUCUCAUGCUUGCUUUUGGGAAAGGGUUUGUACAACAUAAAAUGCAAGGCAAUAAGCCGCCAGGAGGAGAGUUUUUUGUGAGGGCACUGCAGCUUUUGCCCGACAUCAGUGUGUUGCAUCAAGAACCCAUCGAGUCCGCGGAGAUUCUAUGCUGCAUUGCACUAUUUCUGCAAGCCCUAGACUACAGGUCAUCAGCACAUAACUACAUCGGAUCAGCUAUGCGGAUGGCCAUGGCCGAAGGGAUGCAUACUCAAAUGCCGAUCGAAUAUCUCGGCGAACAUACAGUUCAACGAUGUCGCAAAAUCUGGUGGACAGUCUACAUCCUAGACCGUGAGAUGACUUCCCUCAUGGGACUUCCCCAGUCUCUCAGUGAUUCCCAUGUAGAUGCCUUGCUCCCCGAAUUCCCCGGUUCAAUGCAACGGACUGCAGGGAUCAACAUGCAUAUCAAGCUGUCAAGGAUCAUUGCAGAAAUAAGCGGCACUGUCUACGCCAUUGAUGGCCGCCUCAAUCGAAACUUUUUACUUCGCACAAAAUCCGCCUUGGCCAGUAUAGCCCGACUGGCCGAUGAGCUUCACAACACCUUUCCCCUACAUCUAGAUCGAACAAGCAGUGGUGUUUCAAGGACAUCCGCCUAUCUUCACCUCUUAUAUCACCAGUGCAUUGUUGUCGCUACCCGUCCCUUACUCUUCUGCUUCCUCAAAAUCCGAUUUGAGUCCCCCGAAAACUGCCUCGAUGCUUUAAGCACAUCACGGAAUGUCCGCAACCUAAUUCAAAUGUGUCUCGAGUCUUCACAACAAAUGAUCAACAUUCUCCACUGUCUUCAAUCUGAGGAUCUUUUGGAAACAUUCCUAUCCUUCGACCUCGAAUCCAUCUUCGUAUCAACCGUCGCUCUUCUCAUGGCACCCGCCAUAGAUUCUAGAUGGUCCUACCCAGUAUGGCUUGAGAAAGCAUACACUAUCUUCGAAGAAAUCAUCGAAAGCGGAAACCUCAUUGCAAAAUUCCGCCGAUCGGAGCUUCAACUACUAGACGAGCUUCUAAGCUGUUUCCCGCAAGAACCAUCAAGAUGCUUAUCUACCCCUGUUUCGUUUCCAAACAUCGGUAAUAAUAAUAGCACCAGUAUUCAGCUUGCAAGCUCUUUUCCCCCUUCAGCUGCAAAUCCUCUCGCUCAUGAUGUGUUGUCGGAUCCCGGACUGAGUCUGGAUGAUGAGUGUGGUUUAACGAUGGGAUUGACGGCGGCCCAAAUUAUGGCUGUUGCGGACUCGAUUGAGAGCAUUGAUACUGAAUGGAUGUCAAAUGCUAUGAUUGAACAUAGUAUUUGGUAA